Messenger RNA from Owenia fusiformis, 1160 nucleotides. The record is from the annotation of a GenBank genome assembly. Lineage: Eukaryota; Metazoa; Annelida; Polychaeta; Sabellida; Oweniidae.
UAAAGAUAGAUCCUAUAAGGGAUGGCAAAGUGAUCAAAGAUAAACCUGACGUAAAUAAGACAGCAGGCGAACGGGUGAAGAAACGACCUCUUGAUGAAUUAUAUAAGAAACCAUUCCGCUUCAUUCAAAGAAGUGAUGGUAGCAUUGCUGAGGCACAAUUUCAGAAGUCUGAUUUGGAGAACACGGAGGUUGUUAAUUUCAAAAAGGGUGUGCUGAGUGCAUUCCAAACACACAAUGAUGAUCAAGAUAAAGAUGUGGACGAGACAGACGUGCUUGGUGAACAUACAACACAUUUUAAAGUUAUGCAUUUUAAUCACACUAAAAAGAUCAGAAAAUCAUACAAGACAGACGAUAUGAAAAGGUUUGGUAAUAAUGACGUUAAUAAAGAUAGCAUCGACGUCGAUGUUGAGGAAGAAUUGACAGUUGACGAGACAAACAGAAUCACUGAGUCUAAAGGUGUCAUAAAGAUAAGACUAAAGAGAAAUAAAGAGAAGGAAAAAAGAGAUAACGAGGAAAAUAAUCCUCAUACUAUCUAUAUAAGAGCGAACGAUGUCGACAUCGCUGAUAACUUUGAUUCUGACAAUACGUUUGAUAUGAUAUUAGAAAACAAAACAAAACGAUCCUUAAAUCGCAAAACACGCAUGGUGGAACUUAAUACCAGCCAAAGUGAAGAUUCCUUUGUAACAACUUCACUGCUUGGAGAUUUUAAUCGAGAAAACGCCAAGAAGCACAGAUAUCAAAAGCUUUUAGAACUCAUCGAAGAAGAGGGAUUAGUAAAGAUUCUUAAGCGAUUCUAUGCUAACCCCACGGACGUAGAUAUAUUACGUCACCUGAGAGAAGCAUUACAGCUUGAAAAUAUCAUAAGUGCAAAACGUGCGUCUUCCAAAGACCAUGACAGCAUUAACCUCAAGAAAGGAGAAAGUGCACCACGUGUCAGUUUGAUCGACAGAGUUGUUAAGGAAACAAAAUCGAAAUUGACCGACUGUCUCACUCAAUGGGAACUGUGUAAAGGUAUCGUCAAUCUCUACAUUGUUGGCGGUCAAGCUGCAGGUGAAAAGAUGAUCAAAGCAAUGUUGAUGAUGAAACUUUCUGAUAAAAACGUCAAUGAAUUCCUGUCAAUGUUAACCUCAAUGAGAAAUCCCAGCGAAUCAUUAGUGAAC